Molecule: messenger RNA, 1254 nt
Organism: Lutra lutra (Eurasian river otter)
Lineage: Eukaryota; Metazoa; Chordata; Mammalia; Carnivora; Mustelidae
Exons: 2
Coding region: 411-1046 (211 amino acids)
Source: RefSeq, a predicted model, not a curated record
AGCGGGGCAGAAGCCGGAGGACGAGGGCGGGAAGGUCCCGUUCCUCCCGGGCUGCGCUGGGAGGCCAGCCGGCCCCCAUCCCCGCCGUGCGGGGGCGCUUUCAGGCAGGGGACCGCGGUCCCGACUUCCCCGCAGACUCCGGACCCACCGAGCCGAGCCCAGCAGCCGCCAGCUCUCCAAGCGCCCGCUUACUUCCGCCUUGGAAGAUCACUUCCGGGUCUGGCCGCUCAGGUCUCGCCCUCCGUGCUGUGCUGGCCGUGGGGAAGGCAGCGGGAGCCCUGCCUUCCCGCCGAGGGACGUCGCGCCGACCCGAGCGCGCCGCAGACCUGCCGUGGCGCCGGCGUCUUUGCGCUCUGGGAGCCAGCGGCGGCCGUUCGGGUGUGCGCGAGCUGCGGGCCGGCCGGCCGGGGAUGGAGGCAAAGCUUGUCUCGCAGCGUGACUUGCUGAGGACCGCCGGCGCCGUGCCCAGCGCCUGGCGGUGGCUCUGGACGGCGCUGAGGGACGGCGGGAGGGCAGGCUCGCAGGCGAGCGCGCAGGUGCGGCUUGGGGACGGCAUGGGCCCGGGCGGGGCGCAGGAAGGGAGCGUGAUUCGGGCGCCUGCGAAGCCGGUGUCGCCGGUGCCUCCCGUGCAGCCUGGCCCCCGCCGUCUGCCGCGCUGCGCCGCCGGUCGUCGGCGGAGGCCGAGAGAGCUGCUCCACGCCGGGGCCGCCGGCGUCCUGCGCGGCGAGUCCCUGAGCUCGGGCCUGGGCUACUUCUCCGGCUCCCGUGCGCUCCCUCCGCGCCGCCCCUCGCCGGGCCCGAGCCGGACGUGCGCGCGGGUGGGAGCGUCUUGCCUUCUGGGCCCCGCCGUCUGGGCUGCGGCUGUGGCAGCGGCAGGACACGGCGGCAGACGAUCCCUGCGCGAUCUGGGGGGCCCCAAGGAGGCCGCGGGCCGACCGCGGACCUGCACCGUGGGGGCGGGCCUUGUCGGGACAGAAUCUCUCGGUACACUGCCCGCAUCCGCGCCCAGAAAGGCACUUCUGGGAUCUUUCCACGGGACCCGUUGAACUCCGAGCGCGGAAGCCGUGCGCCGCGGCGUGCUGGCUGGCCUGCGCGGGCUCCCGGUCAGCCCUCAGCUUCUGGGCCGGCUCCCGCGUGCGCCACGCCCGCUGCCCGCCACUAGGUGGAGCCGCAGGCGCGCGUCAGCGCCCCGUGUCCGGCUCAGGGCCCUUUCGCUCCAACGCUCGGAAUCCCUGUCCUGUGCGGCGCGGCCGC